Batrachochytrium dendrobatidis JAM81 is the source of this 603-nucleotide messenger RNA. RefSeq lists its product as uncharacterized. Lineage: Eukaryota; Fungi; Chytridiomycota; Chytridiomycetes; Rhizophydiales. The coding region runs from base 1 to 603 and encodes 200 amino acids. The transcript is spliced from 4 exons. Gene Ontology annotation, molecular function: peptidyl-prolyl cis-trans isomerase activity. The record is from RefSeq and is a predicted model, not a curated record.
AUGACUGCCCAAACAGUAAAAGAAUGGACUGCAGAGCAACUUGCCUCUGAUGCUGUUUCCAAGAAAACCAUUGUCGAGUUUUUACAUCAGCAUGCCACUUACAAGUUUUUGAAAGAAGUCAAGUUGUUUGGAAAAGUAGCAAGCAUCACCAAGGGUGCUAAAAAGCUAGAUUUGAUUGCAGCAUACGACGCUCUCUACGAAACUCAAUCAUGGCGUCCAGAAGGAGUUACGUUGGAAGAUGAGGCAUCCAUAGCCACUGCAGCCAUAUCUACACCUGCCAAAGCUGCUCCUACCACUACCGAAUCCGUCUCGACCGUGCCACUGUUUACAAAAUCCAUUAUUAAAAAAGGUACUGGUCAGACUUUUCCUCGCAAGGGAAGUACAGUGUCGUGUUGGUAUACGGGAACUUUGGAAGAUGGCACUGUAUUUGAUACAAAUAUUGGCAAAAAGAAGCCCUAUCCGCUGCGCUUCAAAGUGGGUGCAUCCAAGGUGAUUCGUGGCUGGGAUGAGGGAAUUCAAACCAUGUGUGUGGGUGAAAAAGCCAGACUUGUUAUUGAAAGCGAAUGGGCGUAUGGUAAAAAGGGACUCCCUGAAGCCAAGUAA